CGCGGCAAGGUUUCGAAGCCCCUCUCUGUGCAGGCACCGGCUCGCUGGCUGACAACACUUUCCUGUGGGAGAAGGGGAAAGCCACAGCUUUGAGGAAGAGCUGCGCGCAGAAUGAAUAAGCCAACCAUUCCCCCUUUGCACAAGGCUGCUGAAGAGGCAGCUUAUAUAAAGUGCCCAGGCACUGCACUCCCACCUUACCUUGAAAUGAAGAGGACCAAGGAUGGUGAGCUGCUGGGCGGUCCUGCUGCUGCUGCUCAGCGUGGCCACUGCAGUCCCCGUGCAGCCCCCUCAGCCCUACGAGAAGGCCAUCGCCCGGGCCAUCGACUUCUACAACCAAGGACCGACCUUCCGCCUCCUUACAGCCACCCCUCUGCCUGAAGUGGCCCAGAGCACCGUAUCGAAUACUCUUCAGCUGAACUUCACCAUCAUGGAGACCACGUGCUCAGCGUCAGACAAAGCCCCUGUGGAGCAAUGUGCCUUCAAAGAGAAUGGGCUGGUCAGAGACUGCUCAGGACACUUCUCCACUCAGGAAGCAUGCCCUGUCCUCGCAAUCACCUGCGACGUCGCCCCUCCACAGCCAGUUCGCGUCACCAGGUGGUGGCCCCUUGUGCGCUUAGGCGCAAAAAUCAUCGGUCAUGGCAUUUCCUUUUUCCACUCGAAGAAUUAAUCCAGAGAUCGAGGAGGGGAAUGCAAGCUUGGCAGACCUGUCUGUGACCCACGCUGGAAGCUUACCAGGAAUCAAGGCGCAAGUCAGAACCGCCUUAGGGAUCGCACUUCUCCUCGUGGCCUAGCUACCCCCUUAGUCCAAUUGCAUCUGCUAGGGCUUCCCUGUACAAUAAACGGCU
Molecule: messenger RNA, 845 nt
Organism: Chelonia mydas (Green sea turtle)
Lineage: Eukaryota; Metazoa; Chordata; Testudines; Cheloniidae
Product: cathelicidin-3-like
Biological process (GO): defense response to Gram-negative bacterium; innate immune response; antimicrobial humoral immune response mediated by antimicrobial peptide
Cellular component (GO): extracellular region
Molecular function (GO): lipopolysaccharide binding
Source: RefSeq, a predicted model, not a curated record